CCUCCCCCUCCGUGCUCGUGACGUCUUUACAGGUCGACCAUGUGGCACGGAGCCAAACAGGAAGUGACGAGAAACGGAAAAGACAACUGCUGAAGCGUUUCGAGCUGCAACGAUGAGUGCCGGAGGGGGAUUGGUGACCAAUCGUGGACGACGUUUCAAAUGGGCCAUUGAAUUGAGUGGUCCAGGCAGUGGUGGUAGAGGCCGAAGUGACCGGGGCAGCAGCCAAGGAGAUGCACUCUACCCCAUAGGCUAUUCAGAUAAGCAGGUGCCUGACACAAGUGUUCAGGAGACAGAUCGCAUCCUGGUUGAAAAGCGCUGCUGGGAUAUUGCUCUUGGUCCCUUGAAGCAAAUCCCUAUGAACCUAUUCAUCAUGUACAUGGCAGGGAAUACAAUCUCUAUCUUCCCCACCAUGAUGGUCUGUAUGAUGGCCUGGAGGCCCAUCCAAGCACUAAUGUCCAUCUCUGCUACCUUCAAGCUACUUGAAAGCUCAAGUCAGAAGUUUCUUCAGGGAUUGGUAUAUUUAAUUGGCAACCUGUUAGGAUUGGCCUUGGCAGUUUACAAGUGCCAGUCAAUGGGGCUACUGCCAACUCAUGCUUCUGACUGGCUGGCUUUUAUUGAACCACCUGAGCGUAUGGAGUACUCAGGUGGGGGUCUGAUCUUAUGACCUGACCCAUUUCCAGAAAUCUAACUGGAUUUUAAGGGCAUGUUGCUGCAUUGUGGAACAGUAGGAAGCAUUUGCAGAAUGUUAUCCAGAACAAGGAGGACUGGUGUGCUUUGCAGGAAUUGAAGCAAAAGAUAUUCACCCUGAUAAAUUUUCCCUCGGUUAAAAUAAAAAUAAAAACUUUUUAAGUGUG
Thamnophis elegans (Western terrestrial garter snake) is the source of this 854-nucleotide messenger RNA. RefSeq names its product ER membrane protein complex subunit 4 (gene EMC4). The record is from RefSeq and is a predicted model, not a curated record. The transcript is spliced from 6 exons. Gene Ontology annotation, cellular component: EMC complex. Bases 113 to 664 code for a protein of 183 amino acids. Lineage: Eukaryota; Metazoa; Chordata; Lepidosauria; Squamata; Natricidae. Gene Ontology annotation, biological process: protein folding in endoplasmic reticulum.